Molecule: messenger RNA, 2900 nt
Organism: Ipomoea triloba (trilobed morning glory)
Lineage: Eukaryota; Viridiplantae; Streptophyta; Magnoliopsida; Solanales; Convolvulaceae
Product: protein ROOT HAIR DEFECTIVE 3 homolog 2-like
Exons: 22
Coding region: 221-2668 (815 amino acids)
Biological process (GO): endoplasmic reticulum membrane fusion
Cellular component (GO): endoplasmic reticulum
Molecular function (GO): GTPase activity; GTP binding
Source: RefSeq, a predicted model, not a curated record
AAGUCACGAAUCAAGGGAAGGCCAUAUACAGAUAUACUCUCUCUAGAUUCUAGAUGGCGGUGGAAAACAGCCAACAGCAAUUCUCUCUUUCAGCAAUUCUUCAGUACAAAGCAAACUCUUGUGCUUAGUACGGAGUAUCACACAAUUCAUAAAUCCUCUUUUGUGUUAGUUUGAUCAAUUCAACUGUAAAUUGAUAAAAACUACACGAAAGCUUCAUUCCAUGGCUUCUCAACCGGAUGACUGUUGCUCGACGCAGCUCAUAGACGGCAAUGGAGAGUUCAACGUCAGCGGGCUGCAAGGCUUCAUCGACGCCAUUAAGCUUAACCAGUGCGGCCUCUCCUAUGCCGUUGUGGCUAUUAUGGGUCCUCAGAGUAGUGGGAAGAGUACUUUAUUGAAUCAUCUCUUCCAUACGAAUUUCAGGGAGAUGGAUGCUUACAGGGGCAGGAGUCAAACAACAAAAGGCAUAUGGAUAGCAAAGGCGGUGGGCAUUGAGCCUUGUACCGUUGUCAUGGAUUUGGAAGGCACCGAUGGCCGAGAAAGGGGUGAGGAUGAUACAACAUUUGAGAAACAAAGUGCUUUAUUUGCUUUGGCAAUCGCAGAUGUUGUGCUAAUAAACAUGUGGUGCCAUGAUAUUGGUAGGGAGCAAGCUGCCAACAAACCUCUACUGAGAACUGUAUUUCAGGUCAUGAUGCGUUUGUUUAGUCCUCGAAAAACUACCCUUCUCUUUGUUAUACGUGAUAAAACAAAGACUCCACUUGAGUAUUUGGAUCCUGUUUUACGGGAGGAUAUCCAGAAGAUAUGGGAUGGAACCCGUAAGCCCCAGGCUCACAAGGACACUCCACUAAGUGAAUUUUUCAAUGUAGAGGUCACUGCCUUGUCAAGCUAUGAGGAGAAGGAAGAACAGUUUAAAGAGCAGGUUUCUCAACUUAGGCAGCGGUUUUUCCAGUCUAUUUCUCCAGGAGGGCUUGCUGGCGAUAGACGGGGUGUUGUACCAGCUUCAGCAUUUUGUUAUAGUGCACAACAGAUAUGGAAAGUUAUCAAAGAAAAUAAGGACCUUGACCUGCCUGCACACAAGGUCAUGGUUGCCACUGUGCGCUGUGAAGAAAUUGCCAAUGAGAAAUUCAGUUGCUUAAUGAUAGAUGAGGAUUGGUUGGCUCUGGAGCACACAGUUCAUGAUGGUGCAGUUCCUAAUUUUGGCAAAAGACUAAGUUCCAUUUUAGAUACCUAUCUGUCUCAAUAUGAUGUUGACUCUAUAUAUUUUGAAGAAUCAGUGAGAAAUGCUAAGCGCCAACAUCUUGAGUUGAAAGCUUUACAGCUGGUCCAUCCUGCUUACAUUUCCCAGUUGGAGCAUUUACGUGCUGAUGCAUUUGAAGGUUUUAAGAAGCGGCUGGAACAAUCAUUAUGCAGAGGAAAAGGAUUUGCUGCAUCUGUUCGAACAUGUACCCAGUCUUGUAUGCUUGAUUUUGACAAAGGAUGUUUGGAUGCUGCAAUAAAGCAUGCUAGUUGGGAUUCUUCAAAAGUUCGUGAAAUGCUUUGUCAUGAUAUUGAGGCUCAUGCAUCUUCUGUUCGCAAUGAUAAGUUGUCAGAAUUAGAGGCUAGCUGUCGGAAACAACUUACAAUAGCACUUACUGAACCUGUAGAGUCACUUCUAGAUGCUAGUGACUGUGACACCUGGGCUUCUAUAAGAAAGCUUCUAAAACGUGAGACUGAUUUGGCAAUAUCAAACUUUUUUACUGCCGUAUCUGGCUUUGAAUUGGACCAAGAGGCAUUGGAUAAAAUGGUGCAAAAUCUGAAGGACUAUGCUAAAAGUGUUGUGGAGAAAAAAGCAAGAGAGGAAGCUGGAAAAAUUUUAAUUCGCAUGAAGGAUAGGUUCAUUACUGUCUUUAGCCAUGAUAGCGAUUCAAUGCCAAGAAUUUGGACUGGGAAGGAAGACAUUAAAGCAAUAACAAAGGAAGCUCGCUCUGCGUCCUUAAAGCUUUUGUCAACUAUGGCGGCUAUACGCUGGGAUGAUAAACCCGACAAAAUAGACAACAUACUUCUGUCAACACUCUUGGAUGGAACAGUCUCAAUUUCUCAGGAUAGGCCCCUUGGAGUUUCUGGUGACCCUCUUGCUUCAAGCAAAUGGGAAGAGGUUCCACCAGAACACACAUUGAUUACACCAGUCCAAUGUAAAUCUUUGUGGAGACAGUUUAAGGCGGAAACGGAGUACAUUGUUACCCAAGCCAUUUCUGCACAGGAAGUGUAUAAGCAAAGCAACAAUUGGUUACCCCCUCCCUGGGCAAUCCUGGCUCUGAUUUUACUAGGAUUCAAUGAAUUCAUGGCUCUAUUAAGAAAUCCUCUAUACCUCAUGGUUUUGUUCGUUGUAUAUUUACUCGGAAAAGCCUUGUGGGUACAAAUGGACAUUCCGAGGGAGUUUCGAAAUGGCACACUUUCUGGACUUAUUUCCAUCUCCUCAAGAUUUCUUCCAACUGUGAUGAAUCUUCUCCAGCGCCUUGCUGCUGAAGCACAGGGAAAUCCUGCUCCAGAAGCGUCGACACCUUCCGGGCAUCACACUUCUCAAAGCUUUAGAAAUCAAGCAGAGAAUCCUCAUAUUGGAUCAAUUCCCAGCUCAUCUACAAGUGAAAGGGAUUCUGAAUACAGAAGAGUUGCUCGUAAAGAAGAUUCCUAAUUUAUGCGGCACUCUAGCAACCCCAUGCAAUAUACGGAGUACUAAUCUGUUGUAUAAUGUCUCCUUAAGUCCUUUGCUGAUUGUCUUUUUUUUUUUUUUGGAAAGCAAACGAGGACUUGCAUUAAAAGCUCAAUAUAUCAGCAAUACAAAUGGGAGGGGAGACCCACGAACCCCGAACAAACAAAGAACCAGUUGUCCGUGUAAGUACAUGAGCCACGUGAUUCGCUGACCA